UCUGACCUUGGAUAUCAACAACUGCAUGAGGAGGAUUGCCAAACUGGUGCAGCAACUUCACUGCAUCAAAUGCCCCAGAACAUGUCGUUGACCAACACAAAGACGGGCUUUUCAGUAAAGGACAUUUUGGACCUCCCUGAUACUAACGAUGAAGAAGGAUCUAUCACCGGGACUGAGGAAGAUACGGAGGGUUCUGAGGCGACUAAAACGCCUGGAGUGCUAGUGCAAAGUCCUUUAGAGAAUGUUCAAAACCUGCCUUUAAAGAAUCCGUUUUAUGAUAAUAGCGACAAUCCUUAUACCAGAUGGCUCGCAACUACGGACAGCAUCCAGUACUCAUUACACGGCCUAUCCGCAAACUCUCAAGACUCGUCUGCAAAAUCUCCGGAACCUUCAGCGGACGAGUCGCCGGACAACGACAAGGAAACUUCGAGCAACGGCAGCGACUCCGGUAAGAAGCGCAAAAGGAGGGUGCUCUUUUCCAAGGCACAAACUUACGAACUCGAGCGCCGGUUUAGGCAACAGAGGUAUCUGUCAGCCCCGGAGAGGGAGCAUCUCGCCAGUUUGAUCCGCCUGACUCCAACCCAAGUGAAAAUCUGGUUCCAGAACCAUCGAUACAAAAUGAAGAGAGCCAGGGCGGAGAAAGGUAUGGAAGUGACCCAUCUCCCUUCUCCUAGGCGGGUGGCCGUGCCUGUGUUAGUCAGAGAUGGCAAGCCCUGCCAUACGCUAAAAGCUCAGGACUUGGCAGCUACUUUUCAGGCUGGAAUUCCGUUCUCCGCGUAUAGCGCCCAGUCUCUCCAGCACAUGCAAUAUAACGCGCAUUACAGCGCCGCCACCACACCACAGUUCCCACAUCACUUGGUGCAAACGCAACAGUGGACUUGGUGAACAAAUACUGACUUGCAAAUGCAGGGCUGCAUUUUAAAGACCGUGGUAGGGAGCUUUCCAAACAAAAAUACAAGACUUUUUAUUUUUGCAGCUUGACCCUUUCUCACCAAUUUAUUUUGGGGAUUGACGUGUGCGCCAUGUUUACAUGUUUUCGUUAAGAAAACCGGGUCAAGCCUCUCCCCAAAUUUAAGAAUGUUAAAGCUCUUGUGAAAUUUUGUAAAGUAUGUUUGUGUGUUGUAGAAAUGUUUUCCUUUUGUCCUUCGUGUUAUAAGCACGUGCAAAACCACUUUAUGAUUAUAGAAAAUUUUAUUUCUUUCUUUUACAAUGGACCGAAUAUAUUUAUGGCCAUGAAUAAACAUUGGCAAUCUUUAGCUUAUUACAUUGGUUUGUUUUCUAUGUAAAUAUUUUGUGAUAACUGUUUGCAAUAUUAUGUUUGACCGUUCAGUAAGCUAUAGCCUAAAUAUAUCCGAUAUUUAGGGAAAAUGGAACAUCAGUUGUCAAUAAAUACCCCUCAUGUUAAUUUCAGUAACACCGCGCGCUG
Messenger RNA from Onychostoma macrolepis, 1426 nucleotides. It is a transcript of the gene nkx2.2a, whose product is annotated as NK2 homeobox 2a. Gene Ontology annotation, biological process: regulation of transcription by RNA polymerase II; cell differentiation. Lineage: Eukaryota; Metazoa; Chordata; Actinopteri; Cypriniformes; Cyprinidae. Gene Ontology annotation, cellular component: nucleus. Bases 70 to 885 code for a protein of 271 amino acids. Gene Ontology annotation, molecular function: DNA-binding transcription factor activity, RNA polymerase II-specific; RNA polymerase II cis-regulatory region sequence-specific DNA binding. The transcript is spliced from 3 exons. The record is from RefSeq and is a predicted model, not a curated record.